Messenger RNA from Trametes versicolor FP-101664 SS1, 324 nucleotides. RefSeq lists its product as uncharacterized. Lineage: Eukaryota; Fungi; Basidiomycota; Agaricomycetes; Polyporales; Polyporaceae. The annotation marks the transcript as partial. The record is from RefSeq and is a predicted model, not a curated record. The transcript has a single exon.
UUACUCGCGCCAUUUAUGGACAAGAUGACGGACCGUGAAGUAUCUAAGCGAUUCACGGCGGAAGAGGCACUCACUUUCCUCAGUGACGUUAUAUCCCAGCUCUCCGCGGACACCUGGAAUGCUUCACUUUCUCUGGAAACGGACUUCGGUUGGACUGUGAUACCGGCAGCGUACUGGUCAUGGACACCUCCCGGGUUCGCCGACGCCUGGAGUGGCUAUCAGACUCGACCGUGGUCUUGGACGGAACUUGUCAUAGAUCGGAUCUGUUCUUACCCGAUAGGAUGGCGGGCGGUAUGCUACAUGCGCUCCAUGCUGCGCAGGUAA